AUGUGUGAGGGCGAUCGUCGGUGCGUUUCUACAGAGCGUCAGUUCCUGAGCGACUUCGUGGCGGGCGCGGAGAGCACGGCGGGCGGGCGGCUGGCGCGCUGGCUGGCGCCCACGUCGCGCGUCGAGCCCGCCAACUGCGAGCUGAAGGGGCCGACGCAGCCCGUGCGCCCGCUCUCCAGGAUCACGCUGCCCGUCAUCGUGCGCGAUCAGUAUGGCGAGGUCGUCUGCUCGCCGGCUCUUAAAGUUGAGGUGGUGGUGCAGCGGCUGAGCGCGGGCGCGGGCCGCGCGCUGCACGCCGACAGCCAGCGCGCGCGCGUGCCCGACGUGCCCUACCAGCCCACCGUCAGGGAAACUAUGUGCUUCCACGCUAUUACCAUGAUGAAGGCUUAUCAAGACUAUUCGUUCGAGGAGCUCCGGCUGGCGAGCGAGUCGUGGAGCGACGGUGGCGCGGUGGGCGGCACGUUCGUGCACGGCGGCUGCAUCCCGGCAGAGCGCGUGCCCGUGCGCGAGAUCGCGGACGGCUCGUACCUGGCGUCGUGGACGCCGCGCACGGCCGGCGCCUACAUCUGCCGCUGCACGCUGGACGGGCAGCCCGCCUCGCACGAGGUGACGCUGGAGGUGGUGGAGAGCGCGGCGGCGGCGGCGGCGGAGCGCGGCGUGCAGGCAGGCGCGUCCCCGCCCGCGCCGCCGCGCAUGCGCCGCUUCCUGGCGCGCCACAGCGCCGGCCUGCGCGUGCGCGCCAGCCCCAGCUUGCAGGCCGAGGAGAUCGGCCGCGUGCCCUGCGGCAGCAACAUCGACUUCCUGGAAGAGAUCGUGAACAAGGACGGCACGUGGGUGCGGCUGAGCGCGGCGUCGGUGCGCGCCUACACGCCGGGGCUGGCGGAGGUGGCGUGGUGUCUGCAGCACCACCGGCAGCUGGACCGCGCGCUGCUCGUGCCGCUGCCCGACGCCGACUGCGCGCCGCCUGCCGUACAAUACACUACAGUUCAGUCCCCAGAGCUCAGGGAAGCCGCUAUUGAAGAAUGGGAUAGGUUACCACAAGAAAUGCUGGAUGACUUGAUCCUCAGCAUGCCCAGGAGGAUCUUCGCGUGUCAGCGCGCGCGGUCGGACGGCGCGUGGGGCGCGCGUGACGCCGACGCCUGGCCGACGCUGCUCGACGAAGAAAUAUCCUGCGUAGAAGACAGAAACUUCCCGUAUGAGCAAAUACAGAGGGAGGAGUGCGUGUCGGCGGGCGCGGCCGAGCCCAGCAAGCGCAGCCGGCUGCUGCGCGCCGACGUCAGCUGCACGGCCGCGGAGCCCAGAUCAAUUUUUAUUCCACCUAAAAAGCACAUCUGUGCGCGCAUGGAGUUCACUUUCGCGAGCAAAGAAGUUGUUGCCCACGAUUGUCUCAGUUUGCAGACGGAGAUAGAGGCGGAGCGCGCGGAGGGCGGGCGCGUGGCGCAGACCGGCACGCAGACCUCGCCCGAGCGCGACGCGCGCCCCGCGGCCGCCGCGCUCAGCCUCGUGGUGCGUGCCUCGCUCCGACACAUGCCCACCCGCAACCACUACACUACGUUAUGGAUCGUGCACGACGCGAUCGCGUGCGCCGCCUUCCUGAAGUUCCACCCGGCGCUGCCGAAGCAGGGCGCGCGCGUGGUGACGCGGCCCGCGCCGCCCGCCGCGCCGCCGCGCCACCAGCGACACUCCGUCGAGGUCUCCAACGCGGGGCUGUACCUACGCAUCCACCCGACGACGCUGGAGUCGCUGGCGCGCUCGGGCGCCGAGGCGAGCGCCAGCCGGCUGCGCAGGCUCGACUGCGACGCGCCCAUCCGCGAGGAGGACCUGCCCGGGCCCAGCACCGAGCCCCCGGGCGCGGCGCGGUGCGUGGUGAGCGUGCUGCCGCCGGCGAUGCGCGCGCUCGUGGCGCUCUGGGACGCGCUGUGCGACGCGCCGCAGCUCGGCGCCGCCACCGACAGAUUGAAAAAAGAGGAGAAGAAUGAAAAUGAAGAGCCAAGAUCUCACAGCGGUAUUCGUAAGAAGAGAGAUUGGAAUACCAGAAGCGGCAAAACACCAUAUUCUGUGCCGUGCGAGCUGUGCGGCGGCGCGCACGUGGCGCCCCCGCUGGCGGCGCACAUGCGCGCGGCGCACCCCGGCUGCGCGGCGCACACCACGCGCGGCUUCGACCGCGCCGGCGCCUACCGCGCGCCCUCGCCGCCGCCGCACCACCACCCGCCGCCGCCCCAGCCCUACUGCGGCCAGAUGGCGCAGGCGUACCGGCAGCUGUGGUACAUGUUCUGCGAGAAGUGCUUCGACAAGACGAUGAAGGCGGCGCCGUCGCUGCGCCAGGGCCGCGCCAAGAGCCGCGCCGAGAUGGUGGUGUGCGCGCGCGCCGACCCUCCGCCAGACAUCGACCACAAUAUCAUCAAGGACAACGCCGUCUUUCUGCUCGACCUGGCGCCUCUCACUAAUCCGGAGCCACCGAGCUCGAGCGCGUGGGAGAGCGGGGCACGCGGGCCGCCCACGCCGCCCGGCAGCGUGUGGCAGCCUGCGCCGCCCUUCCAGUGCCUGUCCGCGCUGGGCGCCGCGCCGCCCGACGCCGGCGCCGCCGACGCCGCGCGCUACCACUCGCUCGGCCGCCCCGUGCCACCCGCGCUCGCGCCCAUUGUAAAUACAAGCUUUUUUUUUAUCUCUUCAACUAGUCCUUUGUAAAAUGGCGGCUGGCGCGUGCACCGCUCCGUGUCCAUGGGGCAGGCGGGCGCGCGCGACCUCAAGCACGCCGCCAGCCCGCCCGAGCCCGCGCAUGCGCCCACGCACCAGGACACGCUCACAGUUGGCGCGGGCUCGUCGCUGCUGGCGCAGCCGAGCGCGGCGCUGCGGCGGCUCAUCGGCGGCGGCGAGGCGCCGGCGGGCGCUGAGCUGUCGGCCUUCGAGGCGCCCUGCGUGGACGCCGACGCGCUGCUGGCCAGCCCCGUCAUGGCCUUCAUCCUCGCCAAGCGCGACCUGCACGCGCAUCGACAGAAGAUGGACGCCGCCGUCAGGAUCAAUACUGUCAGACAGUACGCCUUUGAGGCGCUGAACUGGCUGCUGCGGUCGGCGACGCAGCCCACGUGCGUGCACGACGUCAUGUGGUGGUUCUGCAACGCGCUCGACCGCUUCGCGCGCAUCGUGCCGCCCGCCGCGGCCGCGCUCGACGACAACAAGGAGAACAGCCGCGGCGCGGUGCCGACAGCGAGCGGCUGGGCCAUCUGCCCGGGAGCGCGGGCAGCGCGCGGCGCUCGCGCGGCCUUCCACGCGUUCCUGGGGUCGGUGAGCGCGCUGGCGCCCUCGCUGGCGCCCGCCAGCGCCGCCGCGCUGCAGGCCGUGCGCUGCUGGGCGCUGCACUACUCGCCGCACGAUCGUGCCUUCCUGCACAGCAAGAUAUUGUCGCACUCGGAGGACGGUGCCUACGAGGAGGGCCUGCUGGGCGCCAUCCAGGAGAGCUACCACAGCUUCCUCAACAAGAGCUACGUGUGGGCGUGCCCCGACGUGACGGGGUGGUGCGACGUGAGCGUGUCGUCGCGUGCAGGCAUGGCGGGCGCGCUCACCGACGGCAGCACCGAGACCUUCUGGGAGUCGGGCGACGAGGACCGCAACAAGGCCAAGUGGAUCCAGGUGGCGUACCCCGGCGGCGCCGCGCCCGACCGCCCGCACGUGCUGGCCGUGCACCUGGACAACACGCGCGACACCGCGAACAAGACGCUGCUCGUGUCGUUCCUGUACAGCGGCGGCUCCAGCGAGAUGUUCCACAUGCAGGACGUCGAGGUCGACCCCAAGACCGCCACCUGGCUGUGCUACACUAUGCCGCGCACGGCGCGGGCGGCCGUGCGCGUGCGCUGCGAGCUGCGCGGGCCCGAGGCGGCAGUGCGCGUGCGCCAGGUGCGCGUGCUGGGCGCGCCGGCGCCGCAGCCCGCCGCCGCCGCCUCGCCCGCGCACCUGCUGCACCAGCUCGCCGAGGCCGACACGCUGCGCGUCUUCCGCCUGCUCACCUCGCAGGUGUUCGGCAAGCUGCUGGAGUGGGAGAGUAGUGGCAGCGAGUCGGGCGCGGAGGCGGAGGAGCCGGCCGACGACAGCGACCUGCGCGAGCACGUGGUGGGCAUCCUGUUCGCGGGGCACAAGCUCACCACGCUGCAGCGUCAGGUCAUGUCGCACAUCGUGGCCGCCAUCGGCUGCGAGGCGGCGCGCGUGCGCGACGACUGGGAGACGGCGCUGCUGUGCGCCGCCGCGCCCGAGCGCGUCGCCCAGCCCCAGGAUAACUACUGCUUCGAGAUGCUGUCGCUGCUGCUGGCGCUGAGCGGCAGUGCGGUGGGGCGCGCGCACCUGGCGCAGCGCACGGAGCUGCUGCGCGACCUGCUGGCGCUGCUGCACGCGGGCAGCGAGCGCGUGCAGCGCCAGGUCAUCUCGCUGCUGCGCCGCAUCAUCGCCGAGAUACCUCCGCAGAAAAUGUUGGCGGCCGUUAAUUACGGCUCUGAACUUAAUACCAGAGUGACGCUCUUGGAGCACCUGGUGUGCUAUCUGGGCAAGGCCAUCACGGUGCAAGUGAAGGUGAAGGGCACGAGCGGCGCCAGCCCGGCUGCCGUGAGCAUGGGCGGCAGCGUGGCCGGCGCGCCCCCCGCCGCCUGGUUCAUGCGCGGACACACCACCAAGAAACACGCGCACCUCGUCGCCAAGCUGCUCUCCGACAUGGCCGAGGAUAAGGUGUCAGUGGAGUGGGGAGUGGAGACGCGCGCGGCGCUGGCCGGCUACGUGGCGGGCGUGGCGCAGGCGAGCGAGGCGGAGCGCCGCGCCGCGCGCUGCGUGGCCGCGCCCGCGCUGUGGCUGGCGCUCGCCGCGCUCUGCGUCUGCGACCAGGCGCACGUGGACCUGAUCAACCAGUCGUGCGAGACGCGCGACACCGGCCGCGCCGAGGCGCGCCCGCUCUGCGCCAAUCACGAGGACGGCAGCACCGCCGCCGUCAUCCAGUGCGGUGCGUGCGGCCCGCUGUGCGCCGACUGCGACCGUUUCCUGCACCUGCGCCGCGCCGCCCGCGCGCACCGCCGCCAGAUAUGCAAAGAGGAGGAGAGCGCCAUCCGCAUCGACAUCCACGAGGGGUGCGGGCGCGCCAAGCUGUUCUGGCUGCUGCUGCUGGUGGACCGGCGUACGCUGAAGGGGCUGGCGGAGUUCCGCGGCAUGGAAGGCGGCGUGUGCGACGCGGCCGGCAGCGCGGCGCCGCCCGGCCUGGCCGGCACGUGCCGCUUCUGCGGCGCGCGCGGCAACACCGGCCUGCUUGCCAUCGGUAACGUCUGCGCCGACCAGCAGUGCCAGGAGCACGGCGCGGCGGCGUGCUCGCGGCUGCUGGCGUGCGGGCACGCGUGCGGCGGCGUGCGCGGCGAGCGCGCGUGCCUGGCGUGCCUGCACGGCUGCGCGGGGGCGGAGGCGCCGCUGCGCCAGGACGCCGACGACAUGUGCAUGAUCUGCUUCACCGACCCACUGCAGGCCGCGCCCGCCAUACAGCUGAAAUGUGGUCACGUGUUCCAUCUACACUGCUGCAAGAAAGUGCUCGCCAACAAAUGGAUCGGACCACGAAUAACGUUCUCGUUCUCACAAUGCCCUAUUUGCAAGGAGGACAUGAGCCACUGGACGCUGGAGGAGCUGCUGGCGCCCAUCCGGCAGCUGUUCGAGGAGGUGCGGCGCAAGGCGCUCAUGCGGCUGGAGUACGAGGGCGGCGCGCUGCCGGCGCGCGGCAAGCAGCUGCCCGACCCCGCCGCCUACGCCAUGGAGCGCUACGCCUACUACGUCUGCCACAAGUGCGGCAAGGCCUACUUCGGCGGGCUGGCGCGCUGCGAGGCGGACUGGAGCGGCUGGUGGGAGCCCGCCGAGCUGGUGUGCGGCGCGUGCAGCGACGUGGCCGGCGCGCGCACCUGUCCCAAGCACGGCGCCGACUUCCUCGAGUACAAGUGCCGCUACUGCUGCUCCGUGGCGGUGUUCUUCUGUUUCGGCACGUCGCACUUCUGCAACGCGUGCCACGACGACUUCCAGCGAGUGACCGGCAUCCCCAAGCACAUGCUGCCGCAGUGCCCCGCCGGGCCCAAGGGCGAGCAGCUGCCCGGCUCGGCGGACGAAUGCCCGCUGCACGUGCAGCACCCGCCCACCGGCGAGGAGUUCGCGCUCGGCUGCGGCGUGUGCCGCCACGCGCAUGCCUUCUGAGCCCGCGUCGCAUCCCUAAUAUAUCCAGUACCUACAAUGUCUCAUCAUAUUAUCGUUUCAAUGUUAUAUCGAUAUUGUAUAUUCGAGAUCAAUGUUUCACCCACAGUAACGUCAGUGUUGUCUACAGUAGGAAUAUGUGUCAUUUUGUCUCUGAUCUUAUACUUUGAUCUGUAUUUGCGUAAAUAUCGUGAUAAACACUUGGCCCAUUUAACGUCUGAAGCGGUCGUCGACCUGUAUCGAGUUGUGUGGGAGUUCAAGUGACUGCAGUGUGUAUAAUGCUCGUGCUACUUUUCCAUCGAUUAAAUGGUCUGAGGUGUUUAUAUACUUAUAUAUAGUAUCGAUGUAAAGUCCUUCCUCUAUCCACGUAAUCGCGGACACCUAGUCAAUGUAUUUGAGUAUUGUGGUCAGUUUUCUGGCUGUUAUUGUGGUUAAGUUGAUGGUUAAGUCCAAAGUCCAACUGCAUAGUGUUUCAUGCUAUGACUUCUACUUCAGAAUAAGGAAUGUUUGCUGUAUGAAAGUUUCCCUUACAGGAUUCAUGAAGUAAGCUUGUGAUUGUAUUUCACUGAACUUGUGGAAUGUUGUGAUAUAAAUUGUAAAUAUCUAUAUAUAAUAGGGCGAAGGCACGACUCGUGUGCGGCCCGCGCUCCGUCUAGUCUAACUGAUUGCUGCGAGCCUUCUCCUUGUUCUCAGUAAUCACUCGCCGUCAUUGAAACUAUUACUUUGAUAAAUUAUUAUUAUAAUUCGUUAAACAUCGGUGUUUUAGGAAUAGCAGUUUUAUUAUUAUUUGUUGUUUUAAGAUAAAUAAUCAUUGUAAAAAGGUGCUGAGUGUAGGUACACUUGCCACUAACUAGUAGAAAGUAUUCGGCUCCUGAGAACAGAGGUACCUGAAUAAUUCUAUUGACCACCAUAAUCCGUACUUUUAAAUACACUGGUAACAGUGCAUCAGUAACAAUUGAUAUGAGAAUUAACUAUGCACGAAAAUAAAUCCACAGAGCUACAAGAUACAAGCUGUGCUAAGUUUGUGGCUCAACGGUAACUACCACAAUGUAAAGUUGCUUUUUUGACAAUAAACAUUAUUUUAUUUAUUUUGGUUACGUAUGGAGUAUGGGCACUGGGCAGUCCGUGUGAAGCAACACGAGGGUACUGUAGUGAGGUCGUGCACCACUCGGCACAUCUGAACAUUCCUGAAUAUUAGUAGCUUCACUUCAUUGCUGUAUAUACAUGUAGGAAGUCCAACUUUGAAACGUAACUCGUAAGCUAUUCCUUAAAUAUAGGACAGGACAAGUAAUAAAAGUAGGUUAAACACGGACUGUAUUUGAAGACUUGAUAAAAAUUGUAUUUGGAACGAAAAUCUUUGUUGAUUGUACUUAAUAAGAAAAUAAAAAUGCAUAGGAGAGCGAGGUGGGGCGGCGACUGGGUGUUGUGCCACGCCCCACACAUGAACCACUAAGAUUUUAAAUAAUGAACAUCUGAAACAGAUGAGAAAGAUCAUCAUUCCUGUCGAAAUUAAAACUUGGUGGCUUAAUUGUAAGUUUAUAAUUUAAAUGAAACCGUUUAUUAGAUAGUUGUAUCGAUAGCUCUUUUUGAUGAUGAUUUUACAAUGUUAUAUCGUGUUAAAUUUAUUACCCUCAGUUAUCAAUUCUGAUUGACUAUUGUGAAUUUAAACUUUAUUUUUAAGUCAAGGAAUACAAGUCGAAAAAUUAAGUAGAUAGACAAUUGAGUGAACGUGGAGUGGAUAUAAAGUCGGUAUAGUUCGACACAUCAAUAACAACAGCAUUCAGUGGAGUCUGGUUGAUAACAGCUCCAUUCCCAAUUGUAGUCAACUAGACUAUCUGUAAGCUACACAGCUACAUAGCAGAAUUUAUUCUUGAAAAUAGCUUGCAGCAGGCGGUGCCCAAAGUAACAUAAAAAUGAAAACCACAAGUUGAAUAGGUACUUACUCGAAAUCGAAUACACUUUUAGGGUCAAAUCUUCUAUAUGUUAAAUAAGUACAUCUUGUACCCAAUAAAUAUAUCGUGGCAGGAGCUGGUGAGGCCAGGCGUGGCGAGUGUCGCCUCGCCUGGCGAAGCCUACAGUUUGUGUCAUUAACAUGUUCAUGGUGUUUUACGAUCUACCUAAUCUAUUGACAAUAUGUAAGUACACAACAAACUUAAUUAUGGUUUAUCAACAAAUGCACCUUAGUAGAAUCUACUUCUGAUGUAGUUCAUGACUAUAGUUGUUAAGAGUAUUAUUUUACAAUAAAGCUUAAAAUCAAA
Molecule: messenger RNA, 8456 nt
Organism: Helicoverpa zea (corn earworm)
Lineage: Eukaryota; Metazoa; Arthropoda; Insecta; Lepidoptera; Noctuidae
Gene: hiw
Product: E3 ubiquitin-protein ligase MYCBP2
Exons: 38
Cellular component (GO): nucleus
Source: RefSeq, a predicted model, not a curated record